AUGCCCGACAUGUAUGCAAUUCAGAGCUCAAAAGCUACCUCUGAAAAAGAUCAAUCGACUGUGCAGUACACACCAAAUAUCAUCCCCUGUCGAGUCCACCAUGACGGACCGGUUGAUUCACUCGACCGGUAUUGGAUGCCAGUGAAUGACGAGAAAGAGGCUAAUCACCCGCCUCUCUGUCUAGAUAAUACUCAGACAGCGCAUUUCCGUGGGCGCAAGCUUCGAGGUCGGCGCGUCGCCCUUCCUGAUGGCUAUCAAGGCGUUGUUGCGGUACCAACAGACCGGAUGCUACCUCCAACUCAACGGCCGGGCAACGAAGGUAUCGAGGGUGAAACCGAGGCGGAAGAACCAGUCAAAGUUCUGGAAACACAAGGCACAUUUGAUGAUUUUGUAGUAUGGGGUCACGAGGCUGUUCCUGCGGCAGAUGACACUUUUGUCAAAGGAGUAGAAGAAUGGCUGCAAUUUGCGGACGCAGUAUGUUCUCUCAAUUGCCCGCCAAUUUGA
Messenger RNA from Penicillium brevicompactum, 504 nucleotides. RefSeq names its product ribonuclease H2 subunit C. The transcript has 3 exons. The record is from RefSeq and is a predicted model, not a curated record. Gene Ontology annotation, biological process: RNA catabolic process. NCBI's taxonomy places the organism in Eukaryota, Fungi, Ascomycota, Eurotiomycetes, Eurotiales, Aspergillaceae. Gene Ontology annotation, cellular component: ribonuclease H2 complex. Bases 1 to 504 code for a protein of 167 amino acids.